Molecule: messenger RNA, 4083 nt
Organism: Linum tenue
Lineage: Eukaryota; Viridiplantae; Streptophyta; Magnoliopsida; Malpighiales; Linaceae
Source: the annotation of a GenBank genome assembly
AUCUCAAAUGUCGGCAUGUUUCUUCCUUAUAUAUACGCUACCGACCGCUGGCGCCAUAUAGCUCUAUCCCGAGCUUCAAUCUCUCCUUCAUCAGAAUAUGAUCUCGGUUUGAAUCUCCCGAGUUCUGCAGAUGAACCUCUUGGCUAUGGCUUCCCUUCAGCUAAUGUUCCAGCUGCAGCCCCCCUGUUCGAUUCAGCGGCAGGAUUCGAAGUUCUGGUAGAUCUGCUGGCGAUACGCCGUCGUCGUCUUGCUUCUGCGAAGGAUGCAUAGAUCUCAACUUAUUGAUGUUGGUUUAUGCCUGUUCCGUUGAGUACUUCAUCCUUCUGCGCUGGCUUCUGGGCAAGUUCGAGGGAGGCGUAAGGAGCUCGGGUUAUGCGGAGAUGGGUGAUCCGUGUUCUUCAGAUGGUGGUUGCCUUGCGAUGUGUUGAUUGAUGUCCAAUUCGACCAUCUUGGAUCGAGUCAAGCUGGAUGGCCUCACGAGGAUUAUUGCGGUGUAAAAGGGUUGGUAACAUCGUUUAUGUGUAUGUUAUUGUUUGAACUGUUUAUGGUAUAUGUGGUGGUUGGUUAUGGGUGCUUCCCUAUCUGGGAAGGGAAGAGGAUGGAUGACACGAACGGUAAGACAUUAGGGUAUGCUGUUUGAAGCGUUAGUUGUUUGUGCUUGCGAUGUUGUGUCAGUCGGCCUUUGCCAUGAUGGGUGCGCUCGCAUGGCAGGUCACAAAAUCUUAAUAAAAGAGAUGGUUUUUGGGUUUUGGAGGAGGGAGAUGGCACAGGGGUAUUUUUUAUUUAGUGAAGUUUCUUCAGCCCCGGCUCUCCCUCCUCCUCGUGUGUGUGUGUCUCUGCUCUCUUUUUUCUCUCCUUUUCCUGUUUCUUGCUCCCUUUCGCUUGCUGCCCACCGGCCACGUUGCUGUGUCAAUGCACUCGAAUUGUCAAACUCCUCCGCUAGGCAACCCAGUCAUCAUACGCAUGCAAGCAAUCAAGAUAGUCCUUAAAGGUACAGAUUUCUUCAUCCUUGCCUCCUUAUUUUUCAAUUACCUCUAGCUCAUUUAUAACUAGCAAAUCGACGUCAGAUCUUCUAAUUCAAGUAUUGUGUUAGGUGAUAACGUUUUUUACCGGACUUAAUUGAUUUUCCAGAUAUCUUAGUUACGAUGUCCUUGAGAAAUGUCUGUGGGAUUAGUUAUGCCUCACAGUUCAUUGAGUUGGGCUGAUAAAAUUCACUUUCUACACCGGCAAAGUGACGCUGUAGUUGAUCAAUCGGGUUAGGGUGAAUAAACUUACCUUCUACAUUUGAACUUAUUUUGAGAUACAGUGGUUCAUCCAUAUUUUCGUCCAACUUUGACCUAUGGUAUCCACACCUACCUGAGUUGGAUGUCGGCAGGAUUAUUUGUUUCCGCUAUGAAGAGCCACAACAACUUUGCACUAGUUCCCCCACUUACCUUCCCAAAACCAGCUCAAAAUUAUGGACGAGAGAACUUGUGCCACCAAAACAAUGUUCAACCACCGGUGCUUUUCAGUAGCUAUAGCUGUCAUUGGUUUCUUGCUUUCUAUUGGUCUUCAGUUUCAUUGAUCUCUCCGGUUUAUUUUGCUUCGACUUUUUCUGCUAUUUAGUUUAACUGCCCCAUUUACAAUGUUAGUAUGGGUGGUUGGGGGUGGGGGGAGCUGUAAUAUCUAUAAGUUGACGUGAUGUAGCACGGUGAAGAAAGUGCAUGUGUUUGUACUGGUUGCCUUUUGAAGGCCCGUUCAACUAGGUUGUAAAAGGGACUGCAAACUGGUUUUGGGCACUCUGGCGAGAUGCUGCUGCUUCUCCAUGUUGGGUAUGGAGGAUCUUUUAGCUGCCGCUGCUGGAUACUGAAGUGAGAUCUGUAUCAGACUCUCAGUUGUAGUCAUUAUGUGAAGAAAGUGCAUGUGUUUGUACCGGUUGCCUUUUGAAGGCCCGUUCAACUAGGUUGUAAUAGGGAUUUCAAACUGAUUUUGGGCACUGGAGAUGCUGCUGCUUCUCCAUGUUGGGUACGGAGCAUCCUUUAGCUGCUGGUGCUGGAUACUGAAGUGAGAUCUGUAUCAGACUAUCAGUUGUAGUCAUUAUGGGGAACAUGACCUAUACUUGGUUUCUGUGCUGAGCCGGCGGAUCGUACUAUCAAAUGCCGACAGCAUGCAAAUCUUUUUGCCGUUGAUCGUAUGAACUUUUGAAUUCGGUCUGCGAAGGUGCUGUCUACGAAUCUGUUAAAGCUGGAUGGUUUUGAAGCCCUAGGAAAGGUUGUCUCCCAGCACAGCGUAGUGUAUUUAGUCAUCUUACUUUCAGUUCUUCGGUCAUCUGGUUCGGAGAUAUCUGCUAGUGGCAUGCGUCCAACUAUCUAUGCCGACUGAGCGCAAUUGUUCCUGCUGUGAUUGUAUAAAUUUUUGAAUUCAGACGGGCAAGCUGUUUUCUGCAAAUCUGUAAGAGCUGGAUGGUUUUGAAGCUCUUGGCAAGGUUGUCUCCCAUCAAAGUGCGGUCUAUUUAGUGAUGUUACUUCACUUCUCCGGUCAUGUAGUCUGGAGAUAGCUGCUAGUGGCAUGCGUCCAUCUAUGAGUAUUGGCAGUCCUUUGUAAGUCUUCAAAUCAGAAUCUUCACCCCUGCUGGGUGUGAGUCUUAUUUAGUCCAUUCAUUGGCUUCACAAUUCGGGGAAAAUCACAUGUUCCAGAAUCAUUCUUGUUGUAGCAUAUACCCUCAGAUGAGAUUCCUCUCUGAAAUUUCUCCAGUAAUUUUACCUCGUGGGUUGAUGAUUAGUUUACUCCAUUGUUUCUGAUUGUCAGUACUAGAGUAUAUUUGUGUAUCAGUGUUUUUCAAGUAGGUUGAAACUGCGACUCGCUAAUGUCAUGGGGGGCUUGUUUUAGCUGGUUGUUUGGCCAGGUCAAUGCAUUGUUUUCCUAGCUCGUCCUUCCAUCUGUUUUUACUUGAUGAUCAGUUCAUUUUGUCAGUAGACUUAGAGUAUAAUUGUGUACCAUUUCACGUCAGGUUGAAGCUGCCACUCACUGAUGUCAUCAGGAUUGUCAGGGGUUUGUUUUAGCUGUAUGUUAGGCCAGGUCGAUGCAUUGUUUUCCUAGCUCGACCUACCAUCUGUUUGUACUUGAUGAUUAGUUCAUUCCAUUGUUUCUGAUUGUCAGUAGACUAGACUAUAAUUGUGUACCAGUCUUUCCAAGUACGUUGAAGGCUUAGCUGGUUGUUCGGCCAGGUCAAUGCAUUGUUUUCCUGGCUCGUCCUUCCUUCCAUAUUUGUGUUUUUAUUAGUUUGCCUGUCUGGUUGGUAUGCUAGAAUGAUUUUAGAAUUUGGUAUUGUCUCUCUUGAGAAUCCCGUAGCAGUAGUCUGGUUUUCCCGUGCCAUUUCCUUGUUCGUAUUUCUGAAAAUGGGAGUCUCGUUCUCUCCCCGGUAUUCGAGGGCAUGGUGUCGAGGAGUUGUGAUUCGAGAGAGGAGGAUCAGUUAAGCUGAUUUGAUGAGGACACUGAAUCUUUGGAGCGGUUAGAUGUUGGCUUGUGCUGGAACCACAGGUGAGCAAAGAUGAUGGAUUGUUGUAUGUUCCUAUCAGUUGCACAGGUGGGCAGGUUGCAAAAAAAGAAAUUCUGCAAGCACCACAGCGACAUUUAUGUCAAUGAAUCUGGGAACGUGCUGUGUGACUUGCGAGUGAUGGAUCCAUUAGCUCAAAAUGGAUAGAGCGUCCAAAGCCUGAACUUUUUUAGGCUUUGGGAGGAUGGUGGUUCGAAUCCACCUGGUUCCCUGUUCUCCCUACUCUUCUGUAUGUGUUUGUUUGCUUUCUGACAAUGUGGUUCAUCUGUUUCUUUGGUUUCCUUUUGUCUGUGUAGCAACUUGAUCUGCUGAUUGACAAGUCAAGUCCCAAUAAUGGGUAGCAAGCAAGGGACACCUGUGUGGUACUGAAGAAACACAAAAUGGCAAGUGGAAUGACAGUGGAAGGCGGGAAGUGAGGUUCUCAGUUCUCUUCCCUUCCCUCGUCGGGCCGGCAGGUGAGUUGUUGGUGCUUUGUUGCCCGCCGGAUCACGGAUUGUUGGAGUCGUUGGUGCUCUCCACAUCUACUCCGACAACGACAGUCCGCAGUC